Suillus subaureus is the source of this 500-nucleotide messenger RNA. RefSeq lists its product as uncharacterized. The transcript is spliced from 3 exons. Bases 57 to 308 code for a protein of 83 amino acids. Lineage: Eukaryota; Fungi; Basidiomycota; Agaricomycetes; Boletales; Suillaceae. The record is from RefSeq and is a predicted model, not a curated record.
UUACCGCGUCCUUGAGUUCGUUUUCGUCAUUUCAGGUCUUCUGUUUCACGCUGGAGAUGAUGCUGGGUGUCCAUCCGCCCUGGAUAGCAAUCAUGACAAUCGAGCUUUGGCAAUGGGGUUGGAUUGACUUACGGGAUGUGAGGUAUGAGCAUCUAGAUCGGUGCCAAUACUGCGUCCCACAAAACCCUGUUAUUCUCCGAGUCUCAGGUUCUGCUGCAAUCGAUGCUAUAGAGGGCCCUGGUGUCAUGCGCACUGUUGUUGAGUCCUUGGAGCCUGGAAGCUCAGCCUUCGAGUACCACAACAUAUAGAGAUCCUUGUGCAAAAACACUCACGUGUGACGGAAUAAUUUGUGAAUCCCAGAUCCGUCAGAUCCGUUAUGCAGGGGAAGGUACACCAAUGAUUGUUUUUAUCAAGCAGGUCAGCACAUGCAUAUAAUGGCGCAUAUCGUAUCUUAAUAACCGCGACCCACGCAUUUCACAUGUCUCAUGGAGGACAAAUAA